AUGAAUUCAUCAUUUUCUUCAGAUCUUUGCUCGUCAUCAAAUGAAUCAAAUAAUGAUACUAAUGCACAAUGUGAAGUUAAACUAUCAAUCGAUCUUAAUAAUAAUUUAGUCAAUGGAUCAUUUGAUUUUAAUAUAAAACCAUUAUGGCAGCACAAUGAGCUUGAAAUUAUAACAUUCUUCUCGCUCACUGAUACUUCAGUAAAAAUUGACAUCAAUUAUACAUGUUCAAUAUCUGAUAAUUGUGAUAUCGAAUUCGUACGUCAAACAUUAACGUCAAAAUUGGCUUCAUUGCAAUUAGAAUCUGUUCGACAAACACUUGCUAAUCGUCUUUAUAAUUCAACGAAUACUCGUUACAUCCUGUGUUCAAACAAAGGCUUCUGUUCACCAAAUACUAGCUUCUGUCAUGGUAUGUAUACGCGUCAGAAUGCUACUUAUAGUGAUCAAGAGGAUGUUAGAAGGGGAUGUCUUCUAUCAAUCGAUUCGCUGAAUGUAACUUGGACUCAGACGUACACGCCUUAUACAAGAUAUGGUCUGAUAAAUACUGGUUCAUAUUAUUGUAACAUUCCGAUGUGUGCAUCAGAUAGUGUAAUUCUUGAAACUUUUCAAUGGUUAACUAUUAACUAUACUUUGCCUGUAAAUGUAUCAGUACUUGAUAUAAUAACUCCUCAUCCACCGACAACAACAACUACUACUAUUUCAACAACAACAACAACUCCAAACCAUGGUUCAUAUUUAUUUGGACAUAUUAGCAUUGCUGUUCUAUAUUUUGUAAUAACUCUUUUUUUCAUAUAA
Molecule: messenger RNA, 792 nt
Organism: Adineta steineri
Lineage: Eukaryota; Metazoa; Rotifera; Eurotatoria; Adinetida; Adinetidae
Source: the annotation of a GenBank genome assembly